UAGGCGCCCAAGGUUGUUUGGCGUUGACGAGAAAAACAAACAACGCACUUUCCGAAAUUUCUGACACUGUAACAGUGACUACAUUAAGAGGGUACUUUCUUCACCCUUUCCUCCAUGCCUCUCGCCCGGCCUACGCGCUUCGGUAAACCGCCCCCAAUCCGUAAACGUCUCCCAGCAGACACACGUCGGAAACUUCCUCGACCUCCAGUAAACCUCCGUGUGCGCGAAUAUGCACCAUGUCGACUAUCCGACCACUACCAUACCACCCUCUCCGAUAACCUCAUGUACAUGAACUACUCCCACACCCUCCAAUCCGACCUUCCACCAAAACCACCACGUGAAAUACGUCUCCGGUGGGACCCAUCCAAUCCUUACGCCAAAUACCGCAAAAACGACCCAGUCGGUGGAACUCAGUGGUCCAAAAUCCCUCCAGAACCAAGCACACCAGCGAACAUCACCCGUCUUGAGGCUGUUCAAAUCCACAUCAUGUCCAAAGAUGCUCUGACAUCCCGGUCCAACCUCCUUGGUGUCAUCGCAGCCCUCCGCGCCCUCAGCGGUGAAACCGAAGCCGGAGGCGGGGCCUUAGCCAAAGGCGUGAAAGGUGUCGAAAUUGUCCUCGGUAAAAAGCAAGUUGGUGGGUGGAUCCGCGCGGGUAUGCCUGCUGGUGCCAAAGUCACUCUCAAAGGCUCCGCUAUGUACGACCUCAUCGCGACUCUCACCGAAUUCGUUUUACCGCGUUUGCGUGAAUUCCACGGUAUCCCGAUGCCUGCUGCAGUGAGCAGCCACACGUCAUAUCUUCCUGCGUCGAGUAACGCUGUCAAGGCAAGCGAUGUUGCGGGUGUUGUGAGCUUCGGGUUACCAGCACCUGCGAUGGGUUUCUGGCCCCAGAUCGAGGUGAACCAAGACGCGUAUCCGAAAAUGUAUGGUAUGCAUAUUCACUUCAUCACUAAUGCUGUUGGAGUGGGUGCACAGGAGAGGGCAAGGGCUUUAGUUAGUGGGUUUCAAAUUCCAUUUGUGAGGAAGAGUUCAUAGGAGCUAUACCGACAUAUCACAUAUGAAUAUAUUUCACUGAGCUGCAUUGAUGUUGGAUAUGCAUUUAUUAUAAAUGUGACAGUAUAUAUCACCUUGCUUGCAAGGUCUAUUGCACUCCGGAAUUUAGAUUAUUUUGUGCAGGCACAUGUUGGUCAUGUUUAG
This is a messenger RNA of Lentinula edodes (shiitake mushroom), 1194 nucleotides long. Its product is annotated as 60s ribosomal protein l7. The record is from RefSeq and is a predicted model, not a curated record. Bases 115 to 1032 code for a protein of 305 amino acids. Gene Ontology annotation, biological process: translation. Gene Ontology annotation, cellular component: ribosome; cytosolic large ribosomal subunit. Lineage: Eukaryota; Fungi; Basidiomycota; Agaricomycetes; Agaricales; Omphalotaceae. Gene Ontology annotation, molecular function: structural constituent of ribosome; RNA binding. The transcript has a single exon.